Messenger RNA from Maudiozyma barnettii, 258 nucleotides. It is a transcript of the gene BNS1, whose product is annotated as Bns1p. NCBI's taxonomy places the organism in Eukaryota, Fungi, Ascomycota, Saccharomycetes, Saccharomycetales, Saccharomycetaceae. The transcript has a single exon. The record is from RefSeq and is a predicted model, not a curated record. The coding region runs from base 1 to 258 and encodes 85 amino acids.
AUGUCUCCUUCUGAAACCCUAUCUCAUCAUUAUUCUCAUACAAAGAUGCCAUUGCAUAAAUCGUUAUUCAAAAAAAAGUCAUUAAGAGGCAAACAACCACAACCACAACAUAUUGAUGGAAUCAAUAAAUAUGCUUCACCAACAGAUCAUAUGUUGUCCCCAUGCUCAAAAAAUCUUGAAAAAUUCAAGUCAAAUAUAUUCAAAAUUCGCCAAUCUAAACCCAUAAAACUUAAUUUUAACGAUUCAAUGAAACAAUGA